AUGGAGGAGUUAUGUGCUGGUUACUUGUAUAAGUCCCCCCAAGCGAGCCUGUUUAAAUUACAGAAAUCAUGGAAGCGGAGGUAUUUUGUUCUUCUGAAGAAAUGUGAAAUUACAUGCCAUCUUAAAUAUUUCAAAAGUGAAGAAAUGAAGAACAGUGAACCAAUUGGAGCCAUUGAUCUGUCUCAGGUCUCGUCGAUGUUUCUGAAUCCUGAGAUCCACUCGAUGUGGAAAUGGGUUCAUGAGAAUUUCAGAUGCUCUCCCUCUUGUGUUCUUUUUAUGAAAGUGGCAGACAGAGACUAUUUUCUCAUUGGAGAAACCAGUUUAGAGAUUGAAAAGUGGUUCAGUGCCUUAUAUGAGGCUAUGUAUAAUCGUCCACACAAGCUGUUUGAGCCUAAGGAAUAUGGGAGAAUCAGAGAUAUAAGUGCACCCCCGAAUUCACUAAAGACAGACCAGAGGGUUGAGUGGAAACUAGAUGCAAGAUCAGACUCAAGCAAAGACGAACAACAUGAAAAAGAAAUAGGCAAGCUGGAGAAAAGUUUCCUAUGAAGAUUCCCAGAAUAUUUCCAUGCGUGUACAUAUUUUGAAACAAUUUGACAUUGUGUUUUGGUCACUGUGUGGCUCAAGUGGUUAAGGCUCUGGAUUGUUGAUCAGAAG
Messenger RNA from Hemibagrus wyckioides, 654 nucleotides. Its product is annotated as pleckstrin homology domain-containing family S member 1-like. Bases 1 to 546 code for a protein of 181 amino acids. The transcript has 7 exons. Lineage: Eukaryota; Metazoa; Chordata; Actinopteri; Siluriformes; Bagridae. The record is from RefSeq and is a predicted model, not a curated record.